AUGAGGCAACUUUUGGAGGCGUUGUUAUUCUUGGUAGUAAUUUGGCGUGGCAGUGUAAGUUUGGAAGGUUAGCUAUAAUUCAUUUAUUUGCAGGCUCAAUCUUUUGUUUGGGCAAAGGUUGACAAUUUUGAUCCGAGCAACAAUAAGACGUAUAAACAGGUAAGACACACAUAAAAGUUUUAUAACUCACAGGGGAAGUACUCCAAGUGCGACGCUCAAAUUUUCUUUAAAUUUUGCACACACGUCGGGUAUGGACUAAAUAUCAAUUCCUGAAAGUUUUAGCUCGCGCUUUGCGGGCGCCGCCGAGAUAUCGAACGAUUUUUGCCGCCGAGAGAGCACGCUAAACGUGGAGAGCGGUUAGAGAGAAGAAACCCGCUUUUUGGUCAUAACUUUAGCAGUUUCGUGCGGAAAAAUUUGAUUUUUUUUUGUAGAAAAAUUAUUUUUUACGAUAGAAAUAGGCUUGAAACUUUUCGUGCCGAAAUUCGGCAAAAAGUCUUAAAUUUUGGCCGACUUUCGAGCUAAAAACCUCGGUUGUUUCUGCAAAGCGCGAGCUAGGAUUCUCGCAUAUAUCUUUUAAAAAAUUAUUCUAAAUUUGUGCCAAGUUUCAUCAAAAUCUGAGCGUCGCACUUGGAGUACUUCCCCCGUCAGUAUCAAAAAGUGAUGGUGUUAAAGUAUACAAGGAUAAAUUAAUAUCUGUUUAGUACUACGACACAUAUGCUGUCAGAGGUUCCAAUGUGAACAUCUUGUACAUCGGGGGAGAAGAGCCGAACAGAGUUAGGAAUCGGACUAAAGCAGCUUUUACUUCAUACCAGACACUGAUCAUGGAUCUUAUAAACUCAUUCAAUGCUACGGUUUACAGUCUAGAGCAUCGGUACUAUGCCAACAGCUAUCCGGUUGAGUAAGGCUUCAAAUAUAUAUUAAUACAAUAGUAUAUUAUAAUAAUAUAAUAUAUAUUUACACAUGUCUUUAAUUAAUUUACAGCUACCCAGAAACCCCGGAGGAUUUCAAGUAUCUCUCCAGUCAGCAAGCCCUUGCUGAUGUUGAGAACUUUAUCAAGUUUAUAAAUAAAGGAAAGAAGAAUCAGAAGUGGAUCACGGUCGGGGGCUCGUAUCCAGGCAAGAUAACGAACACAGGGAAAGUUAUAUCCGUUUUGUAGGUAUGCUGGCGAUCUGGCAUCGUCAACUAUACUCUAAUUCGACGGUUGGAACGAUCGGAUCUUCAGGUCCAGUUCAUGCUGUGGCUAACUUUACCAGUAAGUGAAAUAGAACGAUUUCGAACAUUUACAGUGGCGAAACUGAUCCAUUGGCCAAAAACGUAUCAUUUUGCGUCCGGGAAUUAUAAAAAAUGCAGGAAAACACCUCCCUCUGCAAGUGAAAAAAACUCCGAUUUCAAAAGCGCGCCCACUCUUUUUGUGAGGGAAAGGCCGCGCAGUUCAAAACAGAGUUUUUUUUUAGUUGGAGAGGGAGGCAUUUUGCCACAUUUUUGAUACUUCCAGCAUGCAAAAUGAUACGAUUUUUGCCAAUGGAUCAGGUCACUGUAAUUAAUAAAACUUUGUCCAACUCUAAAAAUUGGUGCUUGCGCUCUGCAUACACUAUAAUCCUCUGAACUUUGUGAAUGUCCCUCCUAUUGUCAGUCGCAGAAACUAUAGCAAAAUUUAGCAGCUUAAGCCAUAAACGUGAUCACUGACAAUAAAAAGAUACCCUCAAAGAAGAAGCAUCUGUUUAUUUUCAGGUUUCUUCAUGGUCGCCCAAAACGGCUACAAACAACAAUACCCCAAGUGCUACGACUGGUUGAAAGAAGCGUUUUCUGGGUUCAAAACCUUGCUUGAUAAAAAGGACAAUACCCUAAGCACACUAUGGCCGGAUUUGGCCAAGCGAUACGACAUCAACGACGAUAUUGAGGCCAAUUUCUUUGCCUAUCAUGUGGUUUCCGAUGCUUAUACCCAAAUCCAGAUGGAUAUUUCGGGAAUUGUAAGUUUUUAGAGUAUUAGAAGUUAACAUCGACGUUCAGUGUGGCAAAUAUGACCCCUCGACCGAGGGAUCGGCAGUCCAAAAAUUAGCCAGACUUUAUGCGCGCGCUGAAGAUGACAUUGAAGACCCACACUGGAAGUCGUGGCUUUGGCAGGUCUGCAAUGAAUUCGGCUUUUUCUAUUCGCCGGACGAUGAGAAUUGCCUGGCCAAUGGGAUUUAUGAUAUUAAAAAAGUCUAUGAAGUGUAAGCCCAUUAAAAAAAACCUCAAGCUUUAUUCAUUUUAGCCAAUGCAAGCGCUACUUUGGACCUAAAUUUACCUACGAAUACACGGAGAAGCAGAUCAAAAAGACGCUUGAUUUUUACAAGCUAGACAAGCCUUAUCCCGCUACAAAUGCCAUCAUCACCAACUCCGUCUAUGAUCCUUGGAGCAAGCAAGGAUUAAAGAAGGCGACCAGUGAUACGGUCAAGUUCUUCUGGAUCCGAAAUGGAACCCAUUGCUCUGAUUUAGGUGGCGGAAGCAAUCCGGAUGUAUACGAGUCGAGGAAAGUUGUAAAGCAAGAAAUCAAACGGUGGAUAAGCGAAUCUAUGAGUUAA
This is a messenger RNA of Bursaphelenchus xylophilus (pine wood nematode), 2564 nucleotides long. The record is from the annotation of a GenBank genome assembly. NCBI's taxonomy places the organism in Eukaryota, Metazoa, Nematoda, Chromadorea, Rhabditida, Aphelenchoididae.